Molecule: messenger RNA, 4463 nt
Organism: Marchantia polymorpha subsp. ruderalis
Lineage: Eukaryota; Viridiplantae; Streptophyta; Marchantiopsida; Marchantiales; Marchantiaceae
Source: the annotation of a GenBank genome assembly
UCCGACUGUCUGUCCAGCGGCAACAGAAGCAGCAGCAGCAGGAGCUGUCUGUCGGAUGAUGCGUCGGAGUCCUCCUGCGUCUGCGUGCGUCGGCUCGCUCGUUGAAACCUAGAAUUGGGGCACGGCGGACUCGUACUUGAUCUCGUUCCUUCCUUCCUCCCAUCAUCCGACGCUGCCGUUCAAUUAUUACACAUUUGGCUGCUGGCUGUUCCUGCAGUCUUGCAGUCUCGCUCGCCUCGCCUCUCGGGGCUCGCAUUAUUGUCCGAUCUGCUUCUGCUGCGGUGCCUGCACUUUGGUGGCUUCCUGGCCACGUGCUUUCUUGCGUCGCUCUCACUCUCGCGCUUGCGCUCGCGAUCGACUCUGCCACCACAGAACUGCGCGGCUUGACUUGACUCGGCUUGGAUUUGGCGCCUGCUGUCAGAGUUCUUCGUGUUUUCAGAGGCUCAGAGGUCUAUCCGCUGGCCAGCAGCUACUGGUUCCUCUCGUUGGCUCGGGCCUCGUCUGGCUGUGCGAAGUCUCAUAAAUUCUGAUGAGGUGAAUAGAUGAGGUCGGUGUUUCAUCGGUUGCUCCCAUGGACAAGAGGAGCAGAGAACUCAUUUUUUGGGGAACUUGCGUUGUCAACGGAGAAUUAUGACUGAAUGCCCUUCAGUUAUUGAUGGACGGGUACACGUGAGGCCGGAAUUCAGCUUUGGAAUUUGCUCUCUCGAGUUUAAAAAUUCCCCCCUCUGCUUGCUACUACUUGCCACCAUGGGGGUCGAUCUUGUUCAUCGCAAGCCGUUCGGGUCACAAUAUUCAUAUUGUGCUCUGUAAGAUGCAUCUUCCAUCUCAUUUCUCUCUUUUGGUCGGUUACCGCACUCUAUUCUCUCUCCCCUUCUCGGAAUUGCCUGAACCUGCCAACAGCGUUCCAAGUGCUCUCGCAGAUGGUACCAAGUGGAAGUCACGCUUGGUGCUGAUAGAAAGUUAAGAAAGGGGAUUGCUCUGCGAAGGGGCAUUAAGCACGUCAGUCUUAAGUGCGCUUGAGGCGGACCUGGAAUUUGGCGUCACGAAGCUGGAACCAUGUCUCGUGUUUUCUCUCCUUCAACACUAAAGGAGGGCAGGAGUGGAGAAAAGUUUGAUUCUCGACAUGACGAGGGCGUGGUAAAUUACGCGAAGGGAGAGGGCCCAGUCCAACAUGUGAGAGCUCCGCCUGAAGCGCUUUCUUCGUACCGACGACCGACUUCGAAGGAAAGUUCUGCUUACGUGCUAUGGCCACCCUCUGGUCGACAGAGGCGUAACGCGGAUGAGAGAGCUGCUUACUUUAGUCGAUUGGUUAAGCUUAGAGAGGUCGAUGCUGAAGGGAAACUGCCCAGAGGUAAGCAGGCGAGCACUAUGGUAGACUUGAUGACCAUACGCGGAUUUCACAGUAAGGCCCUGCGGCUCUACAGCCUUGGUACGGCGCUCGGAUUUCGCACCCGCGAUGGCAUAUUGACGAACAUCCCAGCGAUUAUCGUGUUUGUCGGUCGAAAAGUGCACCCCCAAUGGCUCUUGGAUGUCCAGAUACUACCCACCACUCUCCAGGUGCAUAUAAAUUCUUACCCUCCUUGAGUUGUGAGAUUUAUACUUGCACCGUUCGGAAGCUCAAAAGUGUGCAAAAAAUCUACACAGAUGGGUGGCUCUUUGCCUUGGCAUUCUUAUUCCACUUCUUGAUGCAUCGAGCCUGUCCUGCUUUGGAUUUGGUCACAGAGAGCUUCUUGACGGCAUUCUACAGGAAGCUCGUCCGACCUCAACUUGAAUCCAGAACUUUUGUACCUAUCACGGCUUUUGUUGCGUCGAAACAGUAGGUGACGUAUUACGCAGGGUGGUGAUGAAAGUUGAGGCGGGAAAGCAUGUUCGACGUUACAUGAUGUCUUCUCUGAAUGUUGAGAGCUGCAUUCUCGUCAGUCAUUUGGAAACCUUCUGACUGGCUCAAAAGCCUUGUUUUUGGGUCGAGCCGCUUUCGAAUAGCUUCGAUCCGGUAAUAGUCGGUUUCGCUGAAAACGGUAGCCUCUUUGAGAAUACCGGUCCUUUCUUCUCCACGAUCAUUCUCCAGCCAUUUGGUAUGGCUGAAUCCACGGGGCUUCACAGGACUUCAAACCUCCGUCUACACUUGAGAGAUGUCGUAUCUACAAUAAAAUGCCAUAGAUUUCUUGGUCUAAACGGCACUCCAGUCCGGUCACCAAGGCGUCAGGAAAAGACAAUCCACAAGCUGAACAAAGUGAAAGACUGGGAACUAGCAAUGACUUGGAAUGUCAUACGUCGGAAACGCUUGACUGUGAUAGGCAAUGUCCUAACGGGAGAAAUGACACCAUCUGGUGUAAAGGAAAGAAAUGGAAAGAGAAAAACGGGUGCCACGAGGUGAGUUCUUUUUUAUGUAGGGAUUCAGCAUAAGAACUGUGUCUUUAAACAACAUACUCAUGAUCUUGGAUGAGCAGCCCGUUGAGUCAUCCGCAUGUAUCAUUAGGCUGCAUCAGUGAAACUUGAGAAAGUCUAGUCUACUCAGGAACCCGAGUUAACUGACUUGGUUCAAAGAGCGCUGUGUCUCGUGCUUGGAGAGAUCUUAAUAUUCUUAUUUCCAUUGUGUAGGGACCCGGCGGUGUUUGGUGUGACGUGGAUGUGGUGGAAUUUGCGUAUUACGGACCACCUGAGUCGUCUUCGAAAGAACACCUAUAUUCAGACCUCAUGGAGUCUUUACGAGGAUGUGAUUCCACCAUAGGAUCAGGUUCCCAGGUGGCGAGUCAAAAAUCAUAUGGAACACUGGGAUGUAUAGUUCGGAGUCUUACUCCUGAGCACGAACUGGGAUUCCUCACUAAUAGGCAUGUGGCUGUCGACCUGGACCAUCCACAUCAGAAGAUGUUCCAUCCGCUGCCUCCAAGUCUAGGUCCGGGAGUGUAUCUGGGAUCAGUGGAAAGGGCUACUUCAUUCAUCACCGACGACCUGUGGUACGGAGUUUUCGCGAGCCUGAAUGAAGAAACGUAUAUACGAGCGGAUGGGGCCUUCACUCCUUUUGCCCACGACUUCGACCUGAGGAAUAUUACUGCAGAUCUGAAGGGUGUUGGAGAGAUGGGGGACAUUAUGCGAGCUGAUCUUACGGCUCGAAUUGACAGCAUAAUCGGGAAGCAGGUGUUGAAGGUUGGCAGAAGCUCCGGCCUGACCAAAGGUGUAAUCAGGGCUUACGCUGUGGAAUACAAUGACGAAGAAGGAAUUUGCUACUUUACCGAUUUCUUAGUUAUCGGAGAAAAGGAGCAGUCGUUUGAUUUUGAAGGCGAUAGUGGCAGUUUGAUAAUCGUCACGGGGGAAGAACAUGAGAAGCCACGUCCUUUCGGAAUUAUAUGGGGAGGCACGGCAAAUCGCGGACGUUUGAAACUUGGCGUUGGCCGGGCACCCGAGAAUUGGACGAGCUGUGUGGAUCUCGGCCGUCUUCUCGAUUUACUCCAGUUGGAGCUCAUCAACACUAAGACAGCUUUGAAAGAUGCUAUAGAAGAACAUCGAGAAAUUCAUCAACGCAACCAAUUAGCAGAAGACAACGAGAUCUCAGCUUGUGAUUGGGAAUACGACGAGGCUGUUGACCUUUAUCGCUCCCCAUCCAAAACGUACGCCCCUCCAGAGGAAGUUCUUCAUCUUCAGCGGAUUGUCAGAAAAGCAAAUUCGCCAUCUUCAUUCAGACGGCCAGUUCAAAAGGCGUCGCCUUCUUCUCUUCCCUCAUGGAAAAAUCCUCCUUCCACCGAGCCACCAGAAGGAGUUGUACCAACAUCAUUUGAGCAUCGUAAGCAAAUCAAGGAUGAGAAAAGUCCAGAUUGUGAACGUGAAUCCGAUGUACUUGAGCGUGAGGGGAAACGCAAAAGACAGUCCGUGUGAUCGAUCUUUCCUCUUCCGUUCCCAAACAAAAGUGGCUGUUUCCAUCAUGUGGGUGUGCAUUGUGGACGGAUUAUGUUAGAAACAUGAAGCUUUCUAGCAAGAAACGUUUGAGAGACUCUCUGCUGAACAAAAUCCUCUUCCGAGGCAAAGUGAAACCGGCAGUCGGAUUUUGAAGCUUUUACCUCUAGGAUCUGGCAUGAUUUCUGAGUGUAGACGGAGAUUCUACGUACUACCCUAAUUGUGUACAGGAUGCUACAGCUAGGGUAUUGAGGCAAAGGAUGUUUGUGUCGAGCUACAAUGUAGAUCACUAGGUUGCAAGAGCUGGGGCAAAACAGCUAUACAGGUGUAUCAAAGCUCUAACUUGCAUCUACUUGCUGCUAAUACUCUAUGAUCAUUCACUUUUGAUAGUAACCUAGUUUUCCUUUUGGGGAGGACAAACUGUAGUGACAAGAAGGUUGUUUGGGAAGAACAAUUUCUGCUUGAGUGAAGUAUGAGAAACAUCUUCUGCAGUAGCUACUUAUACGUGCUACGAUGUGUACAAAGGCGAGAAAGCUAGUAAAUCAUCUCACGAUUUGUCAGCUUUGAAGCUG